GGUCCUCUCCUUUGACCAUCUCUUGAAGCUGACUCGUCGUCACGCCACUGUUUCACUGCCCAACCAUGCCGAUCAUUUUUUUCUUCCUCCUCUUCUUCUCAGUUCAUUCCCAAGAAGACACUCCCAUAGCUCGCUUCCGACGUUACCUUCAAUUCAACACAGCUCAUCCCAACCCAAACUACGCCGACCCAAUCUCUUUCCUGGUCUCCCAAGCCAACUCCAUAGGCCUCCAAUCCCAAACCCUCGAAUUGACCCCUUCGAAACCAGUUCUCCUUCUAACAUGGCCUGCCUCCGACCCUUCUCUUCAUUCCGUCCUCUUCAACUCCCACCUCGACUCCGUCCCAGCCGAACCGUCCAAAUGGUCCCACCCUCCUUUCGCCGCCACUCUCACCCCUGACGGUAAAAUUUACGCGCGUGGUGCUCAAGACGACAAAUGCAUCGCCAUGCAAUACUUAGAAGCGAUACGCAACCUCAAGGCUAGAGGGUUUAUUCCUUUACGAACUGUUCAUAUUUCUUAUGUUCCUGAUGAAGAGAUUGGAGGGUUUGAUGGGAGUGCUAAAUUUGUUACGUCCAGGGAGUUUGAAGAUUUGAAUGUUGGGUUCGUUUUAGAUGAAGGGCAGGCUUCGACUGGUGACGAGUUUAGAGUGUUUUACGCUGAUAGGUCACCUUGGGGACUUAAAAUAAAGGCUAGUGGAGCUCCAGGACAUGGUUCCAGGAUGUAUGAUAAUGGGGCAAUGGAGAAUCUGAUGAAGAGUGUGGAAGUUAUUACUAAGUUUAGAGAGAGUCAGUUUGAUGUUAUUAAAGCUGGGGAAGCUAUGAAUUCUGAGGUGGUUUCGGUUAAUCCUGUUUAUUUGAAGGCUGGGAUACCCUCCCCAAGUGGAUUUGUGAUGAAUGUGCAACCUUCAGAGGCAGAGGCAGGUUUUGAUCUUAGGUUGCCUCCUACGGUUGAUCCGGAUCUUAUUAAGAGAAGAAUUGCUGAAGAAUGGGGGCCCGCCAGAAGGAAUAUGACAUAUGAGAUAAUUGAGAAAGGGCCAAUAAGAGAUUACAUGGGCCGCCCUUUAAUGACAGUGACAAACAAUUCAAAUCCCUGGUGGCCUGUCUUCAAGCAAGCUAUUGAGGCAGUUGGAGGAAAACUUUCAAGGCCUGAAAUUUUAGCUUCAACAACUGAUGCACGAUUCAUGAGAGAAAGAGGAAUUCCUACUCUUGGUUUCUCUCCAAUGACAAACACUCCCAUCUUGUUGCAUGACCAUAAUGAGUUCCUGAAAGAUACUGUGUACUUGAGAGGAAUUGAAGUCUACGAAUCUAUAAUAAGUUCUCUGAGUUCCUUUAAGGGAAAAUCUCAUUAGAUGCCUUCAACUGCUUAAUUAGUGGUAGACAUUUACCAUUUGCUGAACUCAACAUGGUUGCAGUGUAAUAUGGUUUCAGGUUAUUGACUUCUGCACCAAUUCAGAUGGAGACAAGUUGGAUUUUGAACAAGUCAAGUGCUUUUCCCAUCAUGUAAUUUCCAAAAGCUUUAUGAGCAUUGAAAGGACACUGAAUGAGCUCUGCGCGUAUUCAAUAAGAGAGGAAAAAUUGAACGAAUUUAUGAGCCACCGAAUAACCCAUUUUGUUUAGAAAUGUACUUUCAGAACACUGUAUUAUGCACCAAUCUGAACUGAUUUUCAAAGCACUGAAUCAUGCAGUGGAGUUAAGUAUA
Molecule: messenger RNA, 1696 nt
Organism: Theobroma cacao (cacao)
Lineage: Eukaryota; Viridiplantae; Streptophyta; Magnoliopsida; Malvales; Malvaceae
Product: Peptidase M20/M25/M40 family protein
Biological process (GO): amino acid metabolic process
Cellular component (GO): cytoplasm
Molecular function (GO): aminoacylase activity
Source: RefSeq, a predicted model, not a curated record